GCUAGCGGUUGCCAUGGAAACAGCCAACGGCGAGUGGGGAUGGACGCUGGCGGCGAGGCACCGCCCGGCGGGGCGGGGUGCUGGCAGGGGCGGUGGCGGCCGCCGCCCCUCGGCGGGCCGUGGUGGGCAGCGGUGCGGGCGGACAGCGCGGAGCCAGCUCUCGUCCUGCUGUGCUGGAGGCUGUUGCCAUGACCCUCACCAAAGGCUCCUUCACCUACUCCAACGGGGAGGAGUACCGUGGCGAGUGGAAAGAAGGUCGCAGGCACGGCAUCGGCCAGCUGACGUUUGCGGAUGGCACUGCUUACGUGGGGCACUUUGAGAACGGGCUCUUCCACGGCUGCGGCGUGCUCACCUUCUCCGAUGGCUCCAGGUACGAGGGGGAGUUUGUGCAGGGCAAGUUCAAUGGCGUCGGAGUCUUCACGCGCUGUGACAACAUGACCUUUGAGGGCGAGUUCAAAGGCGGGCGCGUGUACGGCUUCGGUCUCCUGACCUUCCCUGAUGGCUCGCACGGCGUGCCCCGCAAUGAGGGCUUCUUUGAGAACAACAAGCUGCUGCGGCGGGAGAAAUGCACGGCCAUCAUCCAGAGGGCCCAGGGCGCCUCCAAGUCUGCCCACAGCCUGACAGCGUGAUGUCAUGCCCUCCCACCAGAGCAGGGACCCCCCUACUUGGGCGCUGGCUGGCCCUGCAGAAGGGAUGUGGCACUGCUGGGUGCCUCCCUGCCCUUCGGCCCCUCCAAGCAUCCUCCUGCCAAGCCCCUGCGCUGGAGGGGAUGGGACCCUCCGCUCUCCACCCAAGUGCCCUGGGGCAGCCGUGGUGCCUUCUCUUUCUGGCUGUAGCCCUGGCACCUGCUGGAGCAGCAGAAGGACAGGGGUUUGGCCCCUCUUCCCCCCAGGAAGACUGUGGACCACUACAGCUGCUAGCCAGCUGCAGAGGAUGGAGCAGAGGGGUAGAGGCUGGUCCCUGACCCCACUGCCAGGGUGCCUUGGCUGGAAGCUGCUGACUGAACCACAUACCCCCAGAGGGGCAGCUCCUGGCUCACUUUGUUGGCCUGGUCCUGGAGGCAGGGUGGGCACCCCGGGCAGGCUGUGGCCUGCACGCUCAGCUCUGGGCGACGGGCCAUCCCUCUGCAUGCCCAGGGUACGGUGACACUGUGUCCCCAAGGAACCCAACCUGCUCUAAGGGCCAGCCAAGGGGCUGCGUCCCCCUCAUCCCUGUGCCAAUCCACCCAUCCACCCACUGCCUUGGGGACAUCAGCAGCAGCAUCCCCACCAAGAGCGACUGGGGAAUGCCCAGCCUGGCACAUGGCUGGUGGAGGAUGGUAGCAAUGGGGAGCAAGGAGAAGGGUCAGCUGGAGCCCGGAAUGAGGCACGUGAGCAGGGCUGCAUGGAGUGCCAGGGCUGGAGCAGGAGGCCUGGGCAGGGCGGGGAUAGAGGUGCAGUGAAGGGGCAGGCAGGGGGCACACAGUUCCCCAUUUUGCCCCCCACAGGCGUCCUUCACCUCCCCACUGCAUGCUCACCUUGGCCCCCGGUGCGGUCUGGCUGGCCCUGGCACAGGGGUCCCGGCAGCCCUCACUGCCCAGUGCAGGCUCCAGGGGCCGUGCCCUCCCUGCCAGGCUCUGCCCGCACCGGGUCCCGUGCCUUGCUGUGACCCUGCCUUGUGCUGCUGCCUGCACGGGCCUCAGCUCAGUAAACCAUGUUGCCAAA
Passer montanus (Eurasian tree sparrow) is the source of this 1703-nucleotide messenger RNA. RefSeq names its product MORN repeat containing 4 (gene MORN4). Bases 189 to 629 code for a protein of 146 amino acids. Lineage: Eukaryota; Metazoa; Chordata; Aves; Passeriformes; Passeridae. The record is from RefSeq and is a predicted model, not a curated record. The transcript has 5 exons.